UCAAACUACCAAUUGUUCGUAGUACUCAACCACAUGGAUCCCAAGUUCAAGGGAGAGUCGAGUGCCUAUGAGAACAAGAUGGUGAAAUCUCUCACUGCAAGGGACAACACCAACAACAAUUGUGCUAGUGAUAUGAACAAGAAGCACAAUCAAAUUGUGGAUGAGCUCCAAGCAAUGUUUCCUAGCAAGGAGAAAGAACAGGUAACCAACAUGUACAUGGAUGUCAUGGUGGAGAUGACACAAACAUUACAGAGUGGCAACCAGCAUGUGGAAGCUAGUAGCAAACUCAUGAAUCAACCCUUUGGGGUGAUUGUGGGGGAUCCAUCCAUGGGCAACAUGGAAGCAUUUGAUGGUUACCAAAAAGUGGAGAUGCUCGGCCCGAGGAAUGUGAAGCAGACUCCAUGGAGAAAGCCCACUCCUUGGAAGGACAACCAACGGACUGGGAGGUUUUGGACCAUAGACGAGCAUAGGCAAUUCCUCCGUGGUCUACAUGUGUAUGGUCGUGGAAAUUGGAAGAACAUCUCUAGGCAUUUUGUUACCACCAAGACCCCAGUGCAGGUUUCCAGCCAUGCUCAAAAGUACUUCCUCAGGAAAGAAAAUAGUACCAAGAAGCAACGUUAUAGCAUCAAUGACAUUGGACUUUAUGAUUUUGGGCCCUUGUCACAAACAAAUGCUCCUGCUUGGGUGGGGCCCACCUUUGGUGGAGGUGUCUACAAUAUAAAUCAUUAUAGCUUUGGUGGACAUCCUACUUCCAUGAACAAUGCCCAGGCUUGGUCACCAUUCCUAUACCAAACUAGGCGUGGAAGUAUAAGCAAUAGCCUGACAACCACCUUGGCUGUUGACCAGCAACAAGAACAGAUGGGAGCUAGUAGUUCUUUAGUGGAUCCAACCACGGAGGCAGAUGGAGGCCACCUAGAUUGGACUAGUGAUAAUCUGAGAGAUAUUCUUGAUACUCAGUGGAUGAUCAAUGCAAACAUGAAUUAGGUUUUAUACACCAUCUAGUAUGCCAAGUUGCAUGGUGGCCUAUUAGUUCAUCCUUUAUAUGUGGGUUAAGCAUCAUAGUAUUCUCUUAUGCUAGAGCGUGAGCAACUUUUGUGUCAUGAAAUAUUGUGUGGUACUUUCAAAUGUAUGUAUCUUGUUUGAUUUUUGUGUUUUACUUAGUUUGGUGUAUCAGC
This is a messenger RNA of Sorghum bicolor (sorghum), 1175 nucleotides long. RefSeq lists its product as uncharacterized. NCBI's taxonomy places the organism in Eukaryota, Viridiplantae, Streptophyta, Magnoliopsida, Poales, Poaceae. The transcript is spliced from 2 exons. Gene Ontology annotation, molecular function: DNA binding. Bases 34 to 984 code for a protein of 316 amino acids. The record is from RefSeq and is a predicted model, not a curated record.